This is a messenger RNA of Nicrophorus vespilloides, 2178 nucleotides long. RefSeq names its product ETS-like protein pointed (gene pnt). Gene Ontology annotation, biological process: cell differentiation; regulation of transcription by RNA polymerase II. NCBI's taxonomy places the organism in Eukaryota, Metazoa, Arthropoda, Insecta, Coleoptera, Silphidae. The coding region runs from base 136 to 1962 and encodes 608 amino acids. Gene Ontology annotation, molecular function: DNA-binding transcription factor activity, RNA polymerase II-specific; sequence-specific DNA binding. The record is from RefSeq and is a predicted model, not a curated record. Gene Ontology annotation, cellular component: nucleus. The transcript is spliced from 11 exons.
GUCGUGUCGGUGUGUGGUGCGUGUGUUUAUGUCCAAAUCCUAUCCAAUUUUCGUGUUGUUCAGUGUAACCCUGCAUCGUAUCUAUUGGAAAUUAAGGACGAACAAAUUGCUGACCAGAAUCCUGUUCACUUCGACAUGGAGCUGGAGGUGCUGGAGCCCUACGAUUACCUCGACGAGGAGGCCUUCUACGAGCCGAAUUUGCCGACGAAAGCGGCCUCGACGUCGCCGAUCAAGCGUCGCGUCACUUUCAACAACAAGAGAUAUUACGCUAAGUGCGAAGAACCAGAGCAGGUCGCAAUGGCUGUUCUCAAACAAGAGAUUUGCGACGAUAACGAAGAAGCAUUGGUGCCUACGCCUAGGUCCUUGGGGUCCGUCCAGAAGGUGCCAUCAAUAAGCGAUUUGUCCGAUCCCGAAGCGUCAUUAGAUAUCCCGACGCAGGUACCGCCACUGACGCCGGGAACGAACAAGACCAUGGCAGAGGCGCUCAAAGCGUCUUUCGCGUCUUGGGAAAAGGAACAAAUCCGACUUAACAUUACCAAAGAUCCUCGUAACUGGACGGAAAGCCAUGUGUCCCACUGGCUGCAGUGGGCGACGAAAGAGUUUUCUCUCGAGGGAAUCGCCCUCCACCAAUUCCACAUGAAAGGCAAAGAUAUUUGUGCAAUGGGAAAGGAUGCUUUCCAGGCCCGGGCUCCAGCUUUCGUCGGUGAUAUUUUAUGGGAACAUCUGGAAUUACUGCAGAAAGAUGUUGAACGGGAGCGGACUAUAGCCUCGGCGAAUCAUACGCACAUAUAUGACUCCAUGUGUGUCCCAGAUUUGGGAACGUUCCUCGAGUAUAACCCGUCCGGUGUUAUGCUCGGCAUCGACAGGAAGCCAAUAGUCAACCCCGCGCAACCCAACACUCCCACCCCCGGCACACCUGCCCCGAACAACAAUAAUUUCAUGGAGGGAGGUUAUGGACUUCGCAGUCCAGCGUGUCCACCGUCAGAUGAAAUUCGUGAUGAUGGUUCGCCACCACCAGGACCUCCCUCGGGAUUCCUACACCUGCAAAGAAGUCCCGCCUUUCAUCACCUUAAAGACGGAUAUAAAAAUACAUGUCCGCCUGGAGGAGAUUCGAGUAGUUACGGAGGAAUGGACAGUCUGCAAUCGUUAAACGAAGAACAGAACCAUUUCUUAGCGAGCACAACACCACACCAUUACCACGAAGAACACGAGUACCAAUCUCUGGAGCCGGGACACCAGCCUCAGUCGUACUUGGAAAGUUCACCCGAAUUUUACGCGGCCAACAAUCUCCUUGAGACCAAAUACAAUCCGCACGCGUACGUCAAAAAUUACGUUCGAGGUGGUGGAAGGUAUAACGAUGGAUAUGGAGGCGACACUUAUGGUUCACCCUACGAUGGUACGCCUUUCCAGACGGUGCCCAGCGGUCCCAACGAGCAGUGGCCCCACAACCAUGAUAUGGGUCUUGGUCAUCCAGCGCACACGCAUCCAGCGUUCCUCUCCGCCGGCAUCCCAGGUCGCGAUAACAUGAACGCUCUGGGACCGGACACAAAACCUAUGAUCCAGAACGGCCUUAUGGGCGGCUACUCUAGCAACACUUCAACAGGAACUCCCUGCUUUACAGGCUCCGGUCCGAUCCAGCUGUGGCAGUUCCUGCUCGAACUCCUCACCGACAAAACCUGUCAGGCCUUCAUUUCCUGGACCGGCGACGGCUGGGAAUUCAAGCUGACCGACCCCGACGAGGUGGCGCGUCGCUGGGGAAUUCGCAAGAACAAACCCAAAAUGAAUUACGAGAAGUUAUCGCGCGGAUUGCGGUACUAUUACGACAAAAACAUUAUCCACAAGACUGCCGGAAAACGAUACGUCUAUCGUUUUGUUUGCGACCUGCAGACCCUUCUAGGAUAUACACCCGAAGAAUUGCACGCAAUGGUAGAUCUCAAACCGGAAAAGAAAGAAGACGACUGAUAAGGAGAUUGGUAUUGAAAUAACUCUCCUCAUCGUAAACAUAGAACAACUCUUUUUAUAUAUAUAUAUACAUACACCCACAAAAAAAAACAACAAAAUUCUGGUGUUCAUCUUGAAAUUAAUAAUAUACAAAAAUCUUGAAUGUAUAAAUGAUGAUGCAGGCAUUCGUUUUUCAUUCACACAAUCUGUUUUUCUUUUUAUUUCAAACUCGUGUCU